AUGUUACAGAAACUAGAAGAAUUGAAAACACUUUACCAAUUCUAUUUGGAUCAAGUGACUCCUCACGUGAAAGAGAGAUGGAUUGCUCUUGUUGCUCUUAACGUUGCGUUCUUCCUCAGAGUCGUACUUUCUCAAGGUUGGUACGUGGUGUGCUACGGGUUGGGUUUAUUCCAAUUGAACCAAUUUCUAGCGUUCUUGACUCCCAAAUUCGAUAUGACUUUACAACAAGACGAAGAGAACAAAGAACUAGAAGCUGGUGAAAGGGCUGAAGAUUUCAAACCUUUCAUUAGAAGAUUACCUGAAUUUAAGUUUUGGUACAAUUCCACGAGAGCCACGUUAGUCGCACUGGUUUUAAGUUUAUUUAGAAUUGUGGAUAUUCCAGUGUUUUGGCCCAUUUUACUAAUGUAUUUCUUGUUAUUGUUUGUUUUGACAAUGAGGAAACAGAUCCAACACAUGAUCAAAUAUAGAUACAUCCCAUUAGAUAUUGGUAAGAAGAGAUACAAUUCUUCCGCUUAG
Naumovozyma castellii is the source of this 516-nucleotide messenger RNA. RefSeq names its product protein retrieval receptor (gene RER1). The transcript has a single exon. NCBI's taxonomy places the organism in Eukaryota, Fungi, Ascomycota, Saccharomycetes, Saccharomycetales, Saccharomycetaceae. The record is from RefSeq and is a predicted model, not a curated record. The coding region runs from base 1 to 516 and encodes 171 amino acids.